This is a messenger RNA of Tripterygium wilfordii, 1745 nucleotides long. RefSeq lists its product as uncharacterized. NCBI's taxonomy places the organism in Eukaryota, Viridiplantae, Streptophyta, Magnoliopsida, Celastrales, Celastraceae. The transcript has a single exon. The coding region runs from base 499 to 1626 and encodes 375 amino acids. The record is from RefSeq and is a predicted model, not a curated record.
UAACAUGCAAGGAGAUAGGGCUUUGCUUUAUUAACAUACAGCGCCUGCCUGACUACAAGAAUAUUUUGUUGAGUGCGAGAUUGAGUGAGAUAAUUUGUACGAACAAGAAUUUAUUGGAGGCGUGUUUGUUCACUGCUUUACUCAAACUUGAUGUUGCAUUCACUGCCCCUACAGAACACACACAAUUAUACCAGGAGGGAACUCGUGCUCUUGUGGUCUAUCUUUUUCUAGUUAUCACUGUUUAGUGAAAGAAAACGUAAAGGUAACGCCUUCACUUUCUUUCCAUCAGUGUUGAUGUUAUCUGUCCAUCACUUCCUACUUGAAAUCCUCAAGUCUGAUCUUUUCACUGUCUUUUCUUGUGCCUCUUUAUUCUUCAGAAACAAAUCUCCCCUUUCAUUGAUGCUCUCACAGUCUCACAGGCCUUUUGUCAAACACGUUGAGAGCAAUUAAUAUGUUACUUCUUCGAGUACUAGUACCCAAAUUUGAAGAAGAGAAGCAAUGAAAGAGAGGGGCAAAGCAGUGGAGAUGUACAACAGCGACAUGUUCUCGGAGUAUGGUUCGUCGUCGGAUCUUCAAUGCACGAAACACCCACAAUCGUCUUCCGUGGGUGUAUGCGCUUACUGUCUCGAGGAUAGGUUGAUGAAGCUGGUUUGCUCAAAUUGUGGGGAGCAGCGUCGGUCGUGCUGCUCUUGCUCUUCUGAGGUCUCGUCCAAUCGCAAUUCAAAUGCUGUUGAGGUAGGCAGUGUUGGUCGCAUGUCGUUUCUCAUUGAAAAUGAACAAAAAGAUCAACCAACCCCGAAGCCCAAAAGUGAUAUUGAUAACAAAACAAAUGAGGUUUUCUUGCUCAAGAGGAGUAGUAGCAGCUGUGUUGAGAUCAAGAGAAAAAGAGGGUUUUGGAGGAUUGGGAGGUUGUUUGGGAAGAAAAGAGAGAAGAAUUGUGAGAGAAGUAGCGUUGGAGGAGGGACUGAUGAGAAAAGUGACUUGUGGGUUGUCGAUUACAUGGGUGUUUCGAGGUCCAGGUCUCUCUGCAGUUUCAGGGCAGGUGGGUUUUUUGGAUCAGAAGAUGGAGGUGACAUGAUGUCAUUCUCGGGUGCUCGGAGCUCCAUUUCGGCUGCUCGGACCUCCAUUUCAGCUGCUAGAAGAAGUGGGUUCAGUGAAGGAGAACCAAGAAAGAGCGGAUUCAGUGAAGCAGAGCCAAGAAGAAGUGGGUAUGAUAGUGAAAGAAGAGACAGUACUUUCAUGGAGCAUGAAAGUUCUGGUCUUAAUGGAGCAACCAGACGCAUAUUUUCACUCAGAGAAGGGAAUUUCACUAGCGUAGAUGGUUCAGGCUUCAUUGACUUGAAAUUUGAUUUCCCAUCAGAAGGAAAAACAGAGUUCCCUGCUUUGAAACAGAGUGUUCAAUUAGAUCCAGACUCUGGUUUUGGUAGCAUGAGAGAAGAUGUCAAUGGUAGGGAAGGUGAUUUCAUUAGAGGGGGUUCAUGUAGAAUCACAGUGAGUGACAGAGGGAUCAAGAAGAGCAGGAAAAGUUUCAAGAGAUGGAGAUGGAUUUUCAGGCAACAUCCAACUGCAAGGAAGAAAGAUGAAGAUUUUGUGGUCAAACCAUGUGAAAACCCACAAAAAUGGUAGCUUCGAUCGAUGUUCAUUUGUGAUUUUGGAUCUUCCUUUAUGCACUUGUUCACAUUUUACCUCAAUCUGGUGUCUAUGUUGAUCAUAAUUAUGAUAUUUGGGAAAUCAGUUUUGGGUUC